AUGAUUAAUCAACGUUCUUAAGGUCCUCUAAGGGGUUAACACUUUAGAUAGGCUAACUUAACAUAAAUAGGAACUAAAAUAAUUGAUCAAAAAAGUGAAUCAAUUUAUGUAGAUUCUGAGGUUUCCUUAAAAAAGCGUAAAAGCAAAAGCCCACUAGAAGUAACGAGAGGAUUAUACAAAUCAUAAACUUAUAAGGAGAUUUGUCCAUAAGACUCGUUUAAGGAGCCUGAUAGAUUUGAUUCUCCUUUAGAUUAAUCUUUGAAUUAACCUUUAAAAAUCACAUUUAAAGUUUCUGGGGCGGUCCUUAGAUUUAAUGCUCAUCAAGUGAUUAGAAUAUUUAUUCAAAAACUGUUGUAUUAUUUGAGGGUCUAAAGACAACAUUAAAGUAAGAUGAAAUGCUUUGAAAAGAUUAUUGAGGAUAAAGGUAGUAACACACAGAUCGAAGAGCAAGAGAUUAAGAAAUCAUAUAAUUGGAGCCUACUUAAGAAAGACUCCUAUGAAAAAAUGCUAUUAAAUUUGAUUUUAAUAAUGAUUCUAUUGGCAUAUUGUGUCGUAGCCCCUAUUUUCAAUAUGAGAUUUGAGCCUAUUCUGAUAUUUAGUAAGAGAUUUUAUUAAAAUUAGUCUUUAUUUAUUCAUCCUACAAAGUGGUUGAUUAUAAAUAAUGGAAUACUCUUGAUAUUUUGAUAAUUGGAAUAAAUGUAGGUAGUUUAUUCAACAAAGUAUUUCUAUUUAUGAAUAUUAUAAAUAUGAUAAAAGUGUAUUAGAUUAUGUAAAGUUUAAAUGUAUUGACUUCAAAAAAGCUUUUAAGAUUCAUCAAUUCAAUAUUGAUAGUUGUAAUUCAUCUAAAUAAUAGUGUCCAUUUUUGGUAAUUCUAAUUAGAGAAUGAAUAAACUUACGAUAUUUUAUUAGGAUAAUAGAUAUAAUUAUUUUUUAAUUUGGAACUACAAACACAUGAAGAUUAAAAUAUAUACUAUGUUUCUUUAAAUAGAAUUAUGAGUCUCUUGAUUUUGUUAUACUUUACAUAGCAAUUCUUUACGUACAUGAAAAUAUCAGAUGAAAUGAUAAAAAAAGAAGAGUUUUUUGAACUAUUACUUAGCAAAAACACUAUGAAUAAAUAGCCUUUUAGAAAUUAACAUUAAGUUAGGUAAUUAUUGUGGUCUGAAGUGGAAAAUCAGAAAUAUUAAGAAUCCUAUUUAAGUUAGAUUGACUUCAAUUUACCAAAAGAAUUGAGAAAAUCUCUUAAUAUUCAUAGUUAUUUGGAUAUCAUUUAAAAGUCUAAAUUUAUAAAACAAAAAUUCACUGAAUCUUUUUAGAAGAAUCUAUCUGAAUUUGUAAAGGAAUAAACAAUAGAAGAAGGGGAAAUCAUACAAUAACAAAACUAAAGAGUAAAUAAAUUAAUAUUCAUAAUGGAAGGUGAAGUCACCUUACAAAUUAAUCAAAAGAGAGUAUAAGUAUUGAAAAAAUUAAACAUAGUGAAUUAAUAUGAAUUUUUUGCUUGUUUGUCUUCUCCUUGUGAAAUAACUACCUAAUAAAGAUGUAAGAUAUUAAUAAUAGAUUAUGAAUCAUUUAAUGAUUUGAUUUCCAUGCAUGAGGAAGAUUUUUAAAAAUAUAAAAUGUGGUUAGACAAAAUGUAAGUGUAACAAAGACGUUGUGUUUACAAAGUAAAAGAUCAUUAUAUGCUAGAUUUGCUACAUCUGCAUGGAUAAUCAUGUGACUUCAAUGUGCACUGGAGUAUCUUACCAGCCUAAUUAUAUGAAAAUAAUAUCAAACAGUACCUACGCAUAACCAAGUUCUAGAAUUAAAUUUAGAAGAUUUGAAAGGAAACGAACGUCAUCAUUAGUUUAGCAGAAUUUGGUAAGUAUAACAGCGUUGAAUUGGGCAUAACAAUUUAAUUUGAUAUCUAAAAAUACAGAACUUAUCGACUAAUUCCUAGGUAAAUAAGAGGGGGAUGAUGAAUUUCAGCUAUUCGCAAAUGAUGAUGAUCACACUUCCAAACAUCAAACACAAACUUAUACUCAUUAAUAAAGUGUAAGGUCACCCAAAACAAAUAAAACAGGAAUUACUGGGAGAGAGAGAGAAAGGGUUUAUACGGAUUCAAAUAUCAACAGGACUUUGACUAUUAGAACCUUAAAAGCAUCUGAAAAUAAUACUUCGAGAUUAAAACAGAAUAAUAAUAAUGACUCAAUUGUAAUAAGUAAUUCCCCUUCGCCAAUCUAAUAAUAGAAUAAAACUACUUUAAUGUUAUUCACAAAAGAAUAAAUUAAGAGAUAAUCCAAUAUGGGUAGCAGUUUUACCAUCGAGAGAGCUUUAGAUAAAAAAUCAUCUAUACAUUCUUAAAAGCAACUUCCUCAAUCAACUAGUAUAUUGCAAAGUAAGGAGGUUAUACAAUAAUUGCAGAGUAAUAUCGGAAGUCCACAUAUGUACACCACAUCAGUAAGGAUGAAUUAAAAUGAUGUCAGUUUGAAUUUAAGGAGAUCCGAUUCACAACCAAUUGUAUGAUAUUUGCAUAUAUAGAUAGUUAUCUGAAUUGAUUGCUUCUGCGAGAUAAUUGAUUUUGAUAAAAGAAUUCGAGAAUAUGUAAAUUUUUGAAUGGUACUUUCCAAAUCAUAAUUUUAAUAAGGUUAUUGAGAGAUUUUAAAAUUAUCUAAGUAAACAAUUCAAUAAUAGAUGA
This is a messenger RNA of Paramecium octaurelia, 2671 nucleotides long. NCBI's taxonomy places the organism in Eukaryota, Ciliophora, Oligohymenophorea, Peniculida, Parameciidae. The record is from the annotation of a GenBank genome assembly.